UUAAUCACGGUGUCACGGUAUCUUGCAACUACCUGUUAGUCACUAUCUCUGUUUUAUUUCUUUUGAUUUUACCGGAAACAUUCGUUCGGUCCCUGACUCACUGGCCAUGUCUUCCUUCCCUGCUCCGGGUGACCAAGGAACAGACUUGCAUUACCUGACACGGAGGCGUCUGCUGGGAAUGUUGAUUCGGUCACCGCCUGACAGGCCUGUCACUCACUACCGGCGGGGUAUUCCCGAAAAUCACCAUGAGUCAGGCGGAGGAUGCUGCCAAGCAACACACCCUGCCACCACCCUCCUAUGAAGAGGCAGUGUUUGGAAAUACAUCAGCAGAUAUACAAAAUAGCAACCCCACAUUCACUGAGGCACCCAGUUAUGCACCAAACACCACACAGGCUGUACCUUACUCUCCACAGCAGUUCUCCACUACACAGUAUAAUGCCCAACCUUACAACACACAGAAUUAUUUACAACAGAACCACACACCAAUGAUGUAUAACAUGUGCCCUCCAGGAGCAGAGCCUCUCCUCGACCUUAGCGAAAUCCUCGUUUACCCUUCAAGAGGAAGAGUCUACAAAAUCAAGGACCAGGACAAGACAACCAUCCUGAAUGUCAAGCUUGGUUUUGCGGAUGAAUGCUGCAACUGUUGUAACUCGGAUAACUAUGCCAUCUACACCCUGAGGAGUGUAGAUGGGCAAAUGAAAUCAGCUCGUGCAAACCUGAUCAUCGAUUCUAUGAACUGCUGUUCCUACAGCCCACGGCACCUAGAAGCUCAAGCCCCACUUGAUGUACCUAUGGGCAUUGUCAGGGCAACGAGCAACUCCAAAGCCAGAGUAGAGAACCUGUCCGGGGACGUGCUGUAUGAGCUACAGCGGGAGAAGAGCUGCUGCGAGAUGACCCCAUAUCAGAUUUCCACUCCUGGUGGGCAUGUGGUGGGCCACAUUGACCCCUCCCGGGGAGUCAAGCACAGGCUAAUGCUGCCCAAGGAAAUGCCUGUCAACCACAAAAUCCUUCUCCUCUUCUUUACUGUCACUUUGCAAACUGACGCUGAUUCACAAAGAAGAAAUAACUGACAGAAAGUGGAAUGCAGCAGUUAUCAUUCUUCUGCCUUAUUCAUCAUAAAUCCUCACAAGCAGAGCAAGAAAGGUUUUUCAAGAAAACAAAAGACAACAUACAUACUCAGGGAGGCAG
Messenger RNA from Eriocheir sinensis (Chinese mitten crab), 1188 nucleotides. RefSeq lists its product as uncharacterized. NCBI's taxonomy places the organism in Eukaryota, Metazoa, Arthropoda, Malacostraca, Decapoda, Varunidae. The record is from RefSeq and is a predicted model, not a curated record. The coding region runs from base 246 to 1070 and encodes 274 amino acids. The transcript has 6 exons.